Molecule: messenger RNA, 525 nt
Organism: Linnemannia hyalina
Lineage: Eukaryota; Fungi; Mortierellomycota; Mortierellomycetes; Mortierellales; Mortierellaceae
Source: the annotation of a GenBank genome assembly
AUGAAGUUCGCUCAACUCGCAAUCCUCCUGAUGGCCCUUGUCAUCGCCCUGCUCACAAUCGUCGACGCCGGCAAGUCCAAGCCCAAGCCCAAGCCCAAGCCCAAGAAGAAGCCCAACCCUACCCAGACCGUCCGCUUCGGCAAGAAAAUCUCUGGAAAGUCUACCUGGUUUAACGGCCAUGACCUCAAGGGUGCGGCAUGCUACGGAAACUUGAUGGGCAACUCCCACGUCAACGCCGCCGACUCUUGGAUGAUCGGUGCCGUCCACAUGAAACAUUACAAGGGCGGCGACCGCACAGCUUGCUUCGAGUGCGCAAAGAUCACUGCCGGCAAGCGUUCCAUCGUCGUCCGUAUCAUUGACGACUGUGCUGGCUGUGCUCCCAACCAGAUUGAUCUCACUGCCUCUGCGUUCAAGAAGCUCGCUCCUCUCAACCAGGGAGUUGUGAAGACUACUUAUGAGUUUGUGAGAUGCCCUACAAAGGGAAACAUCAAGUGGCCCAAGUCUCCCAAGCCCAAGUCCCACUAA